Cinara cedri is the source of this 1584-nucleotide messenger RNA. The record is from the annotation of a GenBank genome assembly. NCBI's taxonomy places the organism in Eukaryota, Metazoa, Arthropoda, Insecta, Hemiptera, Aphididae.
AUGACGUGCCCGAUGUCGUUACUGUUGGCGUUGACCGUGGCCCUGGCCACGGCGGCCCCGCAGACGCCGGCCUCUUCCGCCGCAUCCGCGUCCGCAGCCGCAGCGGCCGCCACCGCCGCGGCCGCGGAACCGACGUCCGUCGACGACGUCGUUUACGACCAGCGGCAGAACGGCACCGAGAACGUCCGGAUCAGUCUGAGCGAUCUGAAAGUGGUGCUGGCCCCGGCCGACGGUCUGUUCCAGAUCAUGUCCAUGGCCGGCGCGCAGCUGCUCAACUCGGAGCUGGCCAACGCCGCGUCCGAGCACCGACCCACCGCUAUCGAAUGCAACGGGUUCAAGUGCAACAACCGGCACAGGCAGGCCGCCAAAAAGUCAGUGUAAAUAACGACAUUAUAGUAAUUAUUUUAAAAUGAAUACGCAUAAAUAUCAGAUACCGGCUAUGGGCGUACAAGGGCAACGGCAAAACUUCACGACGAUAAUCGUCGUCGGAAAUAAAUCGAAUGUCUUUUGCGACAGUAAAACACAUCAUCAUAUUUAUAAUAUAUUUUUGUUGUAUUAUUGUACAGCCCUAUAUGAAAUGCACGUCACUAUUUAGUUCAAACGGACAAUAAAAAUUCAUAAAAACCGAUACGAAUAUAAUGUAAAAGCACAAAUUCGGUGUCAUUUGAUUUUCGGGAGAGGGUGGGCCCAUUUACGUGACUCAGAGCCGCGGCGAAGUCACAUUAUUAUAGACGUCAACCAAGCCAAUUUGACCGACUGGCUUUAACUCAAAACAUAUUGGAUUUUUUGGGUAUCUAAUGUCCUGGUAUUAUUAUUUUCUGUGUAUUGUGGUAGGUAAUGAAAACAAAUUUUAAAAAAUAGCAGAUUUUGCCCAGUCAGCCAUCCGUCCAUUUUCACCCAUUUUUAGAUGUAGAUAAUAAUAAAGCACUAUGUGUCCAGUAAAUCACAAAAAAAAAACCAAACAUCCUUUGGUGCCGGUUAUAUAAAAACAAUAUGUCCUUGUCCUGCUCGAUUUUAAUCGUUUAUACUGCACGGUUUUCUUCCUCUUCGCCUUUAUUCGAAAGGAAGUUGUCUGUUUUUUUUUUUUUUUUUUUUUUUUUUUUAAUACAUUAUAAUAAAUUUAAUAAAUUAAAAAACAUCCAGUAAACACUUUAUCAUUAUAAACUCAGUAUAUAUAUAUUGCUUUAUUUUUGUUUCUAUACGUGAUAGUUAAUUUAUAUUUGUCUAUUCUAAAAACUUAAUAUAAUAACACGGUAUAGGUACGUAGUACAAAUUGUUUUCCGUUCGUGUCGUUGAAAUCCGCUAUUAUCUAGGUAUAUAUUAUUGAUUCGUAUUCAUAUAUACGGUUAGAUUCUUUCGUUUAAAUUAUUGUUAUCAUAACCGUUUUAGUCGUUCUAACCUAAUGUUAACCGUAUUAUUUAAACACUUGGUGCGUGGAAAAUAAAAUUGAUUCUCAUACCAACAAUUAUUUUCAGGAACCGUUUCAAACUGUCCAGUCUUAUAGGACCGUUAUUGCAGAAUAGCCAAGCCGAAAACCAGAAAAUCGCCGAAACCGAAAGCAGCAGUAACAACAAUAAUAAUUAA